This is a messenger RNA of Candoia aspera, 3281 nucleotides long. It is a transcript of the gene APBB2, whose product is annotated as amyloid beta precursor protein binding family B member 2. NCBI's taxonomy places the organism in Eukaryota, Metazoa, Chordata, Lepidosauria, Squamata, Candoiidae. Gene Ontology annotation, molecular function: amyloid-beta binding; transcription factor binding. The record is from RefSeq and is a predicted model, not a curated record. Gene Ontology annotation, cellular component: nucleus; cytoplasm. Bases 298 to 2550 code for a protein of 750 amino acids. Gene Ontology annotation, biological process: regulation of DNA-templated transcription. The transcript is spliced from 15 exons.
AGGUCAUGCAACCAGCCCUUGAUGAGCCUGACAAGAAUAGCAAAAGGCUGAGUGCUGGGGUAGGUUUUACAGUGUGCAAAUUGAAUUCAACGAAUGCAGUGAAUGGUCCAGUAGCUAUGUUAUUUCCAGAUUAUUUACAUCAAGAUAUCCCCCUGUAAGUCUGUGCACUUCUUGUUUGAAUCAAGGACUGAGAAACGUGGCCUUCCAUUAAAGCCUUCACCAAAGAUUGGGAGAAAACAGUUCUGCCAAGUGCUUUGAAAACAGCUGACGACACCGGAUAAUGUGCUGACUAGCACUAUGGGCAGGCGAUACCCCGGGGCUCACUAUCGUCAAAGCAAUUCAUUUGAUUCCGGUGUGGAAACCUUGGCAGGGUUUAUGGCUAGUAACGGCGCAUCAGAUAUUGUGAAUCGGAAUGGGCCUGCCACCCCCCCCAACACCCUUCACCUGCGCUCCUCCCAUAAUGAACUGCUGAAUGCUGAAAUCAAGCACACGGAAGUCAAGAAUAGCACGCCUCCCAAAUGCAGGAAAAAAUACGCCCUGACCAGCAUUCAGACAGCCAUGGGUCUUUCUGAUCCUGCAGCCCAGCCUUUGCUGGGCAGCAAUUCCUCCAACAUAAAGCUGGUGAAAAACGGAGAAAACCAGCUAAGAAAAGCGGCAGAGCAAGGCCAGCACGACCCCAAUAAAAACCUUGCUGCUCCUACAGUGACUGCCGGCCUAAACAUAACUUCUGAGAAGUUGGAGGGAAAAGAACCAAGCCAGCUGGAUUCUUCCAGCAGUGAAAUCCUGCCAACGCAACACCGAAGAACCAAGAGCUUCCUAAAUUACUAUGCAGAUCUUGAGACGUCAGCCAGGGAGGUUGAUCAGAAUUGUGGGGACAGCCCAGUGGCAGGGGAGGAGAAGUUGCCUUCACAAUGCAACAGCCAAGCCUCUACAGUGGUGGUUAAUGGAGAUGCCUUGCCUCAAAAGCAAAACAAGGCAGCAAGUCCUGAAGAUGGACCGGUAGCAACCAUCUCAUCGAGUCCAGAGACCAAAAAGGAUCAUCCUAAAACUGGUGCCAAGACAGAUUGUGCCCUACACAGGAUUCAGAACCUGGCUCCAAGUGAUGAAGACUCUAGCUGGACAACGUUGUCUCAGGACAGUGCUUCUCUGAGUUCCCCAGAUGAAACAGCAGAUAUAUGGAGCGAUCAUUCAUUUCAGUCAGAUCCUGACUUGCCACCAGGUUGGAAAAAGAUCAGUGAUAUAGCAGGCAUCUAUUACUGGCACAUACCCACAGGAACCACCCAAUGGGAACGCCCCAUAUCUGUACCAACAGAUCUUCAGUGCUCACGAAAAGGUUCCCUGAGUUCUAUCACAUCGUCUCCUACUCCAGAAACUGAGGAUCUUCAUGCGGCCACGGUGAAUCCAGACCCCAGUUUAAAAGAAUUUGAAGGAGCUACCUUGCGCUACGCUUCCCUGAAGCUCAGAAAUGCACCACAGUGUGAUGAAGAUGAUUCCUGUAGCAUCAACAGUGAUCCAGAAGCCAAGUGCUUUGCUGUUCGUUCUCUGGGAUGGGUAGAAAUGGCCGAGGAAGAUUUAGCUCCUGGAAAAAGCAGUGUUGCUGUAAACAAUUGCAUCCGGCAGCUCUCUUACUGCAAAAAUGAUAUCAGAGAUACAGUUGGCAUUUGGGGAGAGGGAAAAGACAUGUAUCUUAUCCUGGAGAACGAUAUGUUAAAUUUGGUUGACCCCAUGGAUCGUAGUAUUCUUCAUUCUCAGCCCAUCGUAAGCAUCCGAGUCUGGGGAGUAGGGCGUGAUAAUGGCCGGGACUUUGCUUAUGUAGCAAGAGACAGAGAGACAAGAAUUUUGAAAUGCCACGUGUUUCGAUGUGACACCCCAGCGAAAGCCAUUGCCACGAGCCUCCACGAAAUCUGUUCUAAGAUUAUGGCUGAACGGAAGAAUGCCAAAGCUGUGGCUUGCAACUCAUUGCAGGAGCGGACAAAUGUUACCCUUGAUGUUCCCUUGCAAGUAGAUUUUCCUACACCAAAGACUGAGUUGGUCCAGAAAUUUCAUGUACAGUACUUGGGCAUGUUACCUGUAACUAAGCCAGUGGGUAUGGACACCCUGAAUGGGGCUAUAGAAAAUCUGAUGGAGUCCUCUAACAGAGAAGAUUGGAUGCCUGUCACCAUGAAUGUUGCUGAUGCUACUGUGACAGUCAUCAGCGACGGAAAUGAAGAGGAGAUUGUGGUGGAAUGUCGUGUCCGGUUCUUGUCUUUUAUGGGAGUGGGUAAAGAUGUACAUACGUUUGCCUUCAUUAUGGAUACGGGAAACCAGCAUUUCGAAUGCCACGUUUUCUGGUGUGAACCCAAUGCUGGCAAUGUCUCAGAGGCUGUUCAGGCUGCUUGUAUGCUGCGGUAUCAAAAGUGCUUGGUUGCCCGACCUCUUUCUCAGAAAGUCCGCCCACCCCCUCCUCCAGCAGACUCCAUGACCAGAAGAGUCACCACCAACGUAAAGCGUGGCGUCUUGUCCCUGAUUGACACUUUGAAACAGAAGCGUCCCGUGACGGACAUGCCAUGAUGGACCUGCGGGCACCCUGGCGUUCCGAAAACGUCGCGCAAAAGAUACAGCGGCUGCGUUAAAAGAAAGGGGACUGGAUGAUGGCCUUCCAUUGAGACCUUCUUCAUCUUCAGAAAAUUUGCCCUUAUCAAAAGUAAUAGUAGACAAGCAUGUUCUCACUCUUGCUGCCACCAAGUCAUAUGAAAAGAAGCAUGAUAUUUUUUCCCCCCUGUGAGGUCUGCUCCUCGAGAAGCAGAAGGCCUGCUUUCUGAUUGUAAAUACUACGAACGUUACUUAAAUUUACACAUCCAGAAGAAAGGAAUGCAGCACAUGGCUCCUCAUCUUUGCAAAGAACCGGUCUGAUGAUACUCAUCACCCCCUGAGCACUUUGCCCUCUUUUUUAACAGUGAAAUACAUACCAAGUAUUAGUUACUGUUGUAUUAUUAUACUACUAAUACCAAGCUUCUUAUUUUUUACAAAGCAGCAUUCAUAAUUAACCUUUCAUCCUCUGCACCGUAGUAAUAACUUAACCUUGGAUCUGCAAGCAUAGCUGUGCUGCAAUGGAGAGACCCUUCGGUGGAGGAAGGAAUACGCCAGCUAGGUGACAACAGCUUGUGGCAACCACGUGCAUGUCUGUGUCACUGCACAUCCAAGUGUGGAGAAUCUGUCCUUCAUUGUCUCUUUCUAGCACAAAUGUAUAUACAGUGAAGAAGACAGAAGUGUACCGUUGUCACAUAAAAUCUCUCCCUGUG